Messenger RNA from Meloidogyne enterolobii, 847 nucleotides. NCBI's taxonomy places the organism in Eukaryota, Metazoa, Nematoda, Chromadorea, Rhabditida, Meloidogynidae. The record is from the annotation of a GenBank genome assembly.
AAUUCAAAAUUUAGAAUUAUUUAUUCAACAAUUAAUUACAACUAAAAUAAUGUCUUAUCCACAACAGCCUGGAUGGAAUCUCCCCAAUAUGGAGCUCCCCAAUAUGGUUCAACUCCUCAUCAAGCUGAACAAGGGGGAGAUACUGGAGCGCCCAAAUACACAAUGAACUUCAACGAGCAGUCCAUUCGUGCUGCUUUUGUUCGAAAAGUCUUCAUUCUUGUCGCAGUCAUGCUCAGUGUUGUGGCAAUGAUGGGCGCUUUUCCGUUUUUCCAUGAACCGACGAUGCAAUUUGUUCGUGGAAAUUUUGUUCUUUAUUUGCUUGCAUAUGUUACCUUCCUUAUCGUAUAUAUCGCAUUGAUUUGCUGUGAGUCUGUUCGCCGUUCUUUCCCUACGAACAUUAUUUGCUUGGCUAUACUGACUGUUUCAAUCGGCUUCUUGAAUAUGGAGAUAACUGCAUAUAAUAACUUUUCGAGCGUUCUCAUGUGUUUUAUGAUAACGGCUGCUGCUUGUGGUGGCGUUUCUCUUUUUGCUACCGUCACUGACAGAGAUUUGACUAGUUGUAUGGGAAUUAUGUGUAUGGCAACAUUUUGUCUUGCAAUGUUCGGAUUCAUAAUUGCUUUAAUCGGUAUAUUCAGCUGGCAAAUUAGUACUCUCUAUGUGGUCUAUGCAACUAUCGGGGCAUUCUUAUUUUUGAUUUGGCUUGCUAUUGAUAUUCAGAUGAUAAUGGGUGGAAAGAAGUAUGAGCUUUCUCCAGAAGAGUAUAUUUUUGCAGUUCUUGCUCUCUUUAUGGAUAUUGUCCAAAUCUUCUGGUUUAUUCUCAUGAUAUUUGGUGGUAAUCGACGAUAAA